This is a messenger RNA of Colletotrichum paranaense, 1707 nucleotides long. RefSeq lists its product as uncharacterized. The transcript has a single exon. Bases 1 to 1707 code for a protein of 568 amino acids. NCBI's taxonomy places the organism in Eukaryota, Fungi, Ascomycota, Sordariomycetes, Glomerellales, Glomerellaceae. The record is from RefSeq and is a predicted model, not a curated record.
AUGUCUCCAGCUCCAGACUUCAAAAGGUGGCCCCGGGCCGUCAGGAUGAAGAGGUGGCUGGACUGGGCAAAGUCCCAGAAACUGCCCGUGUUCAGGCAGUAUCCGGACAAGUCGGCAAGAGUCGAUAAGGAACUCAAAGCAGUCUUCUGGGACUUUGAUAGGACGGAUCUUCCUCUCCUUACGGAGCAAGAGUGCUGGGAACGCAUGUACUCUGCACUCCGGCAUCCCGUAUCCAACCCCAACGAGCAUUACUAUAUCAAGGUCCUCAACGCUGUCGACUGCGAAGUGUCCCGGAUCCUAAACCAUGGAAGCAUGCACCAGACGCUCGUCGAGCUGGCGAGAGAGGCUGGCUUUGACGCGCGUAAAUGCUGCGACCCGUCGCUCUCGAAGGAGCAAAGAAAAUAUGAGCCUCCGAAAGGACCUCGGCAGAUGAGCAGUGCUGGCAUACGCAUGAGGGACAAUCUGGGGGCGUUCCAUCGCGGGCAAAUUGAUCUGGAGGGACCGCUCAACUUCGCGGCUGUUUCCGAGUUCCUGCUGCAACAGAACGCCCUUAAGGAGAAGAACGAGGCUGCAGCUGCUCGUACUACUCCUAACAGCGCCGUCGCGCGCUUUACGGGAAAUAGAGGCGGCUCAGAUCGAUAUGGGAGCCAGCCCUCCUUUGGAGGCUCCAGAACUGAGCCAAAGGCAUUGGCAAAGAAUGCCAUGGUGAACGAGAACGCUCGCUUGGAAUGGAGCAAGCUGUCCUUGUCGAUCCAAGACUCAGAAGUCGCUGAAGGACUGUCUUCCGAGAGAACAACUGGGAACCCCACAGAUCAAGCGGCACAGCUGAUGUCCAACGAACCAGUAGAUUCGAAGACAUCCUUCAACGGCUUUGUUAUUCCAAAGAGACAGCGCGGCGGCAGCGUUCAACAAGAGGGAGCGAUACCCGCUGCGAGACCAGAGUCGAGAUCAGCAACGAGCACAGCCUCGUCAGGAGGGCUGUCUGGUUCCCAACCCUCCCUCUCGAAGCAGCCUCCUGUCCAGGCUCCCAUACAAACUCAAAGAACUUUGGAACGACAGGCUCGGCGAGAAUCGAGUGGCGUCCAGGCUGGCUCUCUACCCCAGCAUGGCGCAUUGGUCAGAAGUCCGAGCGAAGCAAAGGAAUCCGGGCUGUUGACGCCGUCAAACCUACCGUCACAAGCCUCCUCCAGUAAUACUCAGCAACGCGGCAGUCUGCCAGUCAAAACGGAGUCUCGAGAGCAAAGUGCUUCACUGGCAGAACACCAGACGGCGAGUCAAUCCGUUGUGGCUUCCACCCAGGCAAGCACGACCCAAGGGCAAGCCAUCACAGCUGCGAUGACGAAGAAGCUCGAUGCGACUAUCAACCAGAAUCUCUUGGAAGCUAUCCGAGGAGUCUACCGCAGCGUUCCCAAAUUAGUAGAGGGAAAGAUACGAGGAUGGCUUGACGGCCCAGAGUACCGUUCCAUGGGAUUCGCUGUCCUCCGGGACGUCGAAAACGAGACGACGAAGAUGGUCAGAAACUCUCUUAUAGCCAAGAUGAAGGCCAUGGAGCAGAUCGUUAAGGGCUCUGAGAACUCGCAUCAAGCGGAGUCAGUCCGGGAUACCAAGCGCAAGGCUGAUGAGAAGGAUGCAGAAGGAGGUGAUCAAAGCCAACAGGCUGCGAAGCGGCAGCGGAGCGACGGUGGUGGCAGUGGUUGUACUGCAUAA